Ailuropoda melanoleuca (giant panda) is the source of this 2735-nucleotide messenger RNA. It is a transcript of the gene SLC23A1, whose product is annotated as solute carrier family 23 member 1. Gene Ontology annotation, molecular function: transmembrane transporter activity. The transcript is spliced from 16 exons. The record is from RefSeq and is a predicted model, not a curated record. Gene Ontology annotation, biological process: transmembrane transport. NCBI's taxonomy places the organism in Eukaryota, Metazoa, Chordata, Mammalia, Carnivora, Ursidae. Gene Ontology annotation, cellular component: membrane. The coding region runs from base 260 to 2185 and encodes 641 amino acids.
GCAUGUGAUUGGGGUUGAGUUGAAUGUCCCUGGGACUGUGCACAUAAGUGUGAGGGGUGGGGCUCUGCCUCCAUAGCCCCCUGGGGAGUACUGGGGUGGAGAGAGGCGGGGAGGAAGUGCUAAAGAGCAGUUUCGAAGCUUCGAACUGGUCAGACAACUUUUGGACACCUGGGAGCAGGAGCCAAGGAAGCAGAGCAGGAGAUUGGCAGACAGGGCGACAGCUGGAGGCCGGACAGGCAGACGGAUUUGCGGCCGUAGCAUGAAGCUGCUGUCCAGCUGGAGAGCCCGGCUGACUGCGGGCCCUUGGAGCGGGGCCUGGCCGUGGGCCCAACAACCGAGAAGAACUGCUCACAACUGUGACCCAAAGAUGAGGGCCCAGGAGAACCCGGAGGGCCGGACACAGCAUGAGUCUCUGGGCUCCGCAGGGAAUUCCACGAGGGAUCCCACGGUCCCCCUGCCCACAGACCCCAAGUUUGACAUGUUGUACAAGAUCGAGGAUGUGCCACCCUGGUACCUGUGUAUUCUGCUGGGCUUCCAGCAUUACUUGACAUGCUUCAGUGGCACCAUUGCUGUGCCCUUCCUUCUGGCUGAGGCGCUGUGUGUGGGCCGGGACCAGCACAUGGUCAGCCAGCUCAUCGGUACGAUUUUCACCUGUGUGGGCAUCACCACCCUCAUCCAGACCACAGUGGGAAUCCGGCUGCCUCUGUUCCAGGCCAGUGCCUUUGCAUUUCUGGUCCCAGCCAAAGCCAUCCUGGCCCUGGAGAGAUGGAAAUGCCCCCCAGAAGAGGAGAUCUACGGUAACUGGAGUCUCCCCCUGAACACCUCUCAUAUCUGGCAUCCACGGAUACGAGAGGUCCAGGGUGCAAUCAUGGUGUCCAGCACAGUGGAGGUGGUGAUCGGGCUGAUGGGGCUGCCUGGGGCCCUGCUCAGCUACAUAGGACCUCUCACGGUCACCCCCACUGUCUCCCUCAUUGGCCUCUCUGUCUUCCAAGCUGCUGGUGACCGAGCUGGCUCCCACUGGGGCAUCUCAGCUUGUUCUAUUCUCCUGAUCGUCCUCUUCUCCCAGUACCUGCGUAACCUCACCUUCCUGCUGCCUGUCUACCGCUGGGGCAAGGGCCUGACUCUCUUCCGCAUCCAGAUCUUCAAGAUGUUUCCAAUUGUGCUGGCCAUCAUGACCGUGUGGCUGCUCUGCUAUGUCCUGACCCUGAUGAACGUGCUGCCCUCAGACCCCACAGCUUAUGGCUUCCAGGCACGGACGGAUGCACGAGGGGACAUCAUGGCUAUUGCGCCCUGGAUCCGCAUCCCCUACCCCUGUCAGUGGGGCCUGCCCACAGUGACUGCAGCUGCUGUUCUGGGAAUGUUCAGUGCCACACUGGCGGGCAUCAUUGAGUCCAUCGGGGAUUACUAUGCUUGUGCCCGCCUGGCUGGUGCCCCACCCCCUCCAGUACAUGCCAUCAACAGGGGCAUCUUCACUGAGGGCAUCUGCUGCAUUAUCGCAGGGCUGUUGGGCACAGGCAACGGGUCCACCUCGUCCAGCCCCAACAUCGGCGUUCUGGGGAUUACCAAGGUAGGCAGCCGGCGCGUGGUGCAGUAUGGUGCCGGCAUCAUGCUAGUCCUGGGCACGGUUGGCAAAUUCACCGCCCUUUUUGCUUCGCUCCCUGACCCCAUACUGGGGGGCAUGUUCUGCACCCUUUUCGGCAUGAUUACGGCUGUGGGGCUGUCCAACUUGCAGUUCGUGGACAUGAACUCCUCCCGCAACCUGUUCGUGCUCGGAUUUUCCAUGUUCUUCGGGCUCACGCUGCCCAAUUACCUGGAGUCCAACCCUGGCGCCAUCAGCACAGGCAUUCCUGAAGUGGACCAGAUUCUGACUGUGCUGCUGACCACAGAGAUGUUCGUGGGUGGGUGCCUCGCUUUCAUACUGGACAACACAGUGCCAGGGAGCCCAGAGGAACGAGGUCUGAUACAGUGGAAAGCUGGGGCCCAUGCCAACAGUGAGAUGUCUACCAACCUCAAGAGCUAUGACUUCCCCAUAGGGAUGAGCAUGGUAAAAAGGACUGCCUUUCUGAAAUACAUUCCUAUCUGCCCCGUCUUCAAAGGAUUUUCACCAAGGUCAAAAACCCAGCUUCCAGUUCCAGAAGACACUCCAGAAAAUAUACAAAUUGGAUCUGCAUGCACCAAAGUCUGAAAAAUUACUCCUAGGAAAGGAAGCAAGGUUUGUAACAGGAAAAGAAAACUACAUGGGGAAUCAGAAGACCUAAGAUGGAAUUUCGGCUCUGGUCCUAACGAACUUCCUAUGAAAGCCUGAAUAAGUCACUUUCUCUGGGACUCUUUUUCUGCCUAAGUUAGGGGAAGAAUGGGCCAAAGUCUCUAAGAGCCACUAUUCUAUACCUCUAAAUCUUUAUUUUCCCAGGCAGACAUGUCAGCAUAUUGAGAAUAGCUAGACAUUUGCUUUCACCACAGGUGACAAAAGAUGAAAAGAAAUCAAGAUGUAUUCCAGGCCCUGAAAUGUAGGAAUGCUGAGAGGCUUUUAGAUAGAAUCUGAACCUCCUAUAUCACUUACUUUAAGACCAAAGCAUAUUAAAUACCAUGUUGGAGCAAUAAUUUAAUUUUAGUUUCAUAAUUUAUAUAUAACCAUUUCCUUGGACAGGAUAUAGUCUCACUUCUCUCAAGGGAAUUAUGUCUAAACUUUAAAAGUGUGAGGUUUAAAUAAAAAAAAUCAGUGUUCUUGAAUGCAA